UGGCUGGUGGCUGCGAGCAGAGCACAGCAAUUGCCCCCACCCUCCCUGUCGCUGCACCCCAGCCAGGGGAUAGAAGUGGGGGACAAUGUCACCCUGCGCUGCCACCUGCCCCGGCCAGCUGCCUGGGUCCAGCUCUGCCAGGAAGGAGGUUUCACCCCCUGCAUGAAGAAGUACGACGUUCAGGACAUGGCCGUGUUCUCCUUUGCUGUCACAAAGUGGGUGCACACAGGGACGUAUCGGUGCCAGUACCGGGCGUCUGAGCCAGCAGAGACGUCAGAGAAGAGUGACCCUGUGGAGCUGGUGGUUACAGAUCACUGCUUCUCCCCACCUGGCAUUUCCGUGAGCCCCACGGGACGUGUGGGGAUGGGGGCCAACAUCACCAUCCGAUGCAGGAACUCGUACCAAGGGGCCACCUUCCUGCACAAAGACGGGCACUCGGCCCCUAUCCAGCAGCAGGACUCUGAUGGUGGGGGCACGGCCACCUUCACCCUCUUUGGGGUGACUCCAGCUGACACCGGCACCUAUAGGUGCUCCUACCACCCCAAGGGCUACCCCUUUCUGUCCUCCCCCCUUGGGGAAAGUGUGACACUGGAGGUGACACCCACACCUGCCCUCCCAGGUGGUGGCUGGAGCUGGGAACACCCAAACAGCCAGACCACACAGCACCCAAUGGGAGAGUCCCAUGGGAACCUGGUGCUGGCGGUCUUGAGGGUCUGUGCUGCUGCCCUCGUCUUCAGCCUCGGCGUCUUCUUUGUCCUCAGUGCCCGUAACCUCUGGGUACGGAGAGAUGGGAGCCCUGCAGGGGAAAAAGUGAAAUAGAUUUCAUCUCUGAUUCUGAUCCCAAAUGCCUCCUGCCUGCGCUUUGAUCCCAUAUACAUAUCCUCAAGUCUCCUCCACCUUCUCUUCUACCCUCUAUAAAUCCCCAUUACUCUCCCCUGCUGUCGGUUCCAUCUUCUAUCCAUCCCCACUCCACCUACCUCGGGACACCCCAGUAACUCCCACCCAGCUCCACUCUCCGUUUGGAGGCAGGUGCCUACUCCCAUAUCCCCAAGGCCAUGCAGUUGCAGGUCAGUCUGGGACCAGGGACCCUCCGUCCCAAACUCCCCCCUCAAAUCCCAUACCAGAACCUUAUUACCUGCCCAUGUGAACCCUAACGGACCCACAGUUCAUGUGGUUACCCUGACAUUAUGUGCACCUCCCAGUAAGAAUCGAGAUUUAUGGAACCCAAAAUCUACAUCAUGGGGACCCACAAAUGCUAAUAUUCACUCCAAAGAUCCCAAGGAGACACCAAACCUAGCAAUGGCACUCCCAAACUACAUCUGUAGAGAACCCCAGAUUCUGAUCCAUGCCAAAUGCAAUCUAUGCUACCCACAGCACUCCCAACCCUGCAUCCUGAGCACCUCCAGACAGACUAAAGGGACUGCCAAAAAACCACCCAUGCAGAUCCCCAUUUGAUGAACCCCAAAUAUACAUACACCAAACCCCCUGAACUCAUCUUUUAAGGACACAAACGCAAACUUUAUGCGCAUUACGUUUUCCCCACCUCAACCAGAUUGAGGACCCCCAUGGUGGCUCCCCACUCUUCCUUUUGUAGCUCAGAUGCCCCUCAGCCACAGGAAGGGUCUGACAUAUAUUGAGCUGUGACCUCCAAACCCCACUGUCUGCAUUGAGAUGGGUGCUGGAGAACUCUGCUGAUGCCUCCCACAGUGCCUCGUUGUUACGGUGCACUGAGGGGAACAUUUCCUGCUAGGGGCUCUAUGGAGCUCUGUUCACCCUGCAGACUCCCCAAAUCCCCAAAUUCUAUCGCUCUCCAAUUCUCACUGGUGCACCACAAAUACUUCCCAAUCACUCAAAAUCCCCAUUUGCUCAUCCCUUGCCUCAACCCCCUCCUGAUCUCCCCCAGAUAUUCCAACACACACUGGCACCCCACAUUCUCACUGGUGAAUCCCAAAUUCCUUCCCAAUCCCGCUAAGUCCUCAUCUCUAACCUCAUAAUCCUUCCUUAUCCCCCCUCCCGUAACUUAACAUUUUAUCAGAACCCCAAAUCCACCUCAAAACCCCACCACCAUUCCUUUAGAAACCCAGAUUCUUCCCAGUCCACUCCUCAACCCCACCACCAGCCUUGUGAGACCUUCACAACUGUGCCCAUCCAGCCCUUCUAUAUACAUCCCCAUAGUUUCCCCUCCCCCACGUUCCAUCCCCUAUACAUCACCAGUAGCCCCUCCAAGUGCCCCCUGCUUCCCCUGCUGUCCUGGUUUGAGUGUAGGAUGGUGGCUGAUGAGCAAUUGUAACAUUUCCGUGCUUAAUAUUAUCACUGCUGUUAUUUCUGUCUCGCUUUUUGGCCUAGUAAAUCACUUUUAUCUCCA
This is a messenger RNA of Meleagris gallopavo (turkey), 2365 nucleotides long. RefSeq names its product T-cell-interacting, activating receptor on myeloid cells protein 1. Gene Ontology annotation, biological process: immune response-regulating signaling pathway. NCBI's taxonomy places the organism in Eukaryota, Metazoa, Chordata, Aves, Galliformes, Phasianidae. The record is from RefSeq and is a predicted model, not a curated record.